Molecule: messenger RNA, 860 nt
Organism: Betta splendens (Siamese fighting fish)
Lineage: Eukaryota; Metazoa; Chordata; Actinopteri; Anabantiformes; Osphronemidae
Gene: tp53rk
Product: TP53 regulating kinase
Exons: 2
Coding region: 90-779 (229 amino acids)
Biological process (GO): protein phosphorylation
Cellular component (GO): EKC/KEOPS complex; nucleus; cytosol
Molecular function (GO): ATP binding; protein serine/threonine kinase activity
Source: RefSeq, a predicted model, not a curated record
CGGUAGGUGGUAGCACUGAGCAACGAGCAGAGGAAGCGCAGGAGCGCCCGCAGAAGAAAGCAGACAUAAACAAGGCCCAGCGGGACGGCAUGGCGGAUCCGGAGUUCUUCCGUGGGGCUCAAUUACUAAAACAGGGAGCAGAGGCCAGGCUGUACCGCGCACGCUUCUUGGGAAAGCCAACGAUAGUGAAGGAAAGAUUCCCCAAAUGCUACAGACACCCGGUGCUGGACGAGAAGCUGACCCAUCGCAGGACAGUUCAGGAGGUCCGCUCCAUACUGCGCUGCCGGAGAGCAGGCAUAUCUGCCCCUGUUGUCUACUUCGUGGACUACAAAUCCCAUUGUAUUUUCUUGGAGGAAAUUGUGGGCUCCUCUACUGUGCGUGACUACAUUUCAUCUACUCAGUCUAAGUCUUGUAAGGAGAGGGAGCUGGAGCAUCUGGCUGAGCACAUUGGUCAGAUCCUUGCCAAAAUGCAUGACGAGGAUGUCAUCCACGGAGACCUGACCACCUCCAACAUGCUGCUGAGAUGCGUCCUGAAUGUUGGAGAGUCAGAGCUUAUCCUCAUCGACUUUGGCCUGAGUUACAUCUCUGCUCUGCCUGAGGACAAGGGGGUAGACUUGUAUGUGUUAGAAAAAGCUUUUCUCAGUACCCACCCCAACACAGAGGAACUGUUUGAGAAGCUGCUGAAGAGCUAUGCCGCAUCAUCAAAGAGGUCGUCAGCAGUCAUUAAAAAGCUUGAUGAGGUUCGGUUGAGAGGGAGGAAGAGGUCCAUGGUGGGAUGAGGAUCUAUGGUGUGCAAAGGGACAAGCCUUUCUCGCAACAUUUCAGUGUGUGCAAAAUAAAAUGAUUUGUUGUAAAGUAAA